Molecule: messenger RNA, 1772 nt
Organism: Aspergillus aculeatinus CBS 121060
Lineage: Eukaryota; Fungi; Ascomycota; Eurotiomycetes; Eurotiales; Aspergillaceae
Product: splicing factor ESS-2 family protein
Exons: 1
Coding region: 93-1529 (478 amino acids)
Cellular component (GO): catalytic step 2 spliceosome
Source: RefSeq, a predicted model, not a curated record
UUAUCUUUCGUGUCAGCAUGCAUCUCAUAUCCAUACCUCGCACUCCGCAAUUUCCCCAUAGAUAAGAAUUCCUGCAUACUUAUCAGAUUCAAAUGAUGUCUGAGUCCUCGCAAACCCUAGUCAAGCGUCAAAGCAACAGCAGCUUGAUGCCUCCUCCGCCUCCACCGAAGCGCAUCAAACGACCGGCCACCGUGCUUGAUGAAGAUGUCUACACCGACGCUCUCUCCGAAAUCAUCGCACGCGAUUAUUUUCCUGGUCUACUGGAGGCUCAGGUGAAGCAGGAUUAUUUAAAUGCAUUAGACUCGCAGGAUCAAGAGUGGAUUGCAAGUUCAAAGAAAAAACUAUCUGAUUUGGUGCAAACUCCUGGAAAAGUCCGAACUCGCCCUGGCUCUGCCAUGACACCACAGUUCAUUGGAACUGGAAAGCCAGGGGAUACUCCGAUGACCUGGGGCGGUGAUACGCCUUCGUCGAUGACGUCUGCUUUCUCAUCCGGAAACCAUUUACCAGUUUUCGAAACACAGCGCCAAGCCCUAGAUGUGAGUCGGCUGGGGUUGCUGGAGUUUCAAGCCAAGUACACUAGCGAGGACAAUGAAUCCUUCAACAGGUUAUUAGACAAGCGAAAUUCCAAGCAUCGGGAGAAAUAUGCCUGGCUAUGGAACGGGAACAAGAUUCCGACCGCGCGACAGAUCGCCCAUCAUCGACAGGAGGCCAAGCGGAUUGCGGCCCAGGGAGGUAACCCAGAUCAGAACAAACAGGCAUUGAUCAAGACCGACCUGAACGCUCGACCUGCUCAGCCCGACACAUGGAAGAUGCGUCCGGAGAAUUCACUCAUGUUUGCGCCUUCAUCCGUCGAAGACAUUCAUGAGACGGCUCAGCAGAAAGCGGAAGCUGCAUCUCGAGCAGCGCCUAAAUGUGUGGUAUACCAGAACACUCGUCUUCCGAAUGAGGCUCUUCAUCCAACUUCGGGGACUGUGCCUCCACCUUCGCCAUCGAUAUCGGCUAUCAAGGAUGCUAUCGCCGGACGUCCUCGCCCGACUGAUUCAGAGCCAGGGUACAAUGGCGGGGAAACACCCCGAGUGAAUGGAUAUGCGUUUGUGGAUGAAGAUGAGCCCGAGUAUGACCGUCCCUCACCCAGGGGCGAUGGCUCCAUAACGGACGAUUUCUACUUGCUCGGAAGCGGUGAUGCAGUUCCGAAUCCGUUCCAGAUAACAGAAAAUCGCAGACGGGAAGAUCUUCACCACCGUAUGGUUGAUCGGGUGGCACGGACGAGACGUGCGGAAAAAGUCACCCGCGAGACUAAAACUCCUGUGGCAAUGACCCCCAAAUUCGCCAGCAGUCCGCAACUCGACUUUGGGCAGCGGGCACUAGGUGCAGCUACUCCUGGGACAAGAGCAGGCAAGAUGCUGACACCUGCAGGGCAAAAGCUGCUCAAUCAAGUGGGAAGUACUCCCCGCCCAGGUGGUUUGUUUACUGGUUCGUCGUCUAAUUUGAGGAAUAUGUGGACACCAACUCCUAGGAGAUUCAAAUGAUGGUGCUCUUCUUAUCUUGCCGUUUCUAUUUUCUUAUCAUUUCUCGUGUCGUCCAAUUCCUUUGUUAUGAGCGUUUCUCUCUCACUUGACUAGAUACCACCACACAAACAACGGCGUUUUGCAUCGAAGGUUUGUCAGUUGCCAUUAUGAUCAAUGGUAGGAUAUAUUGCUGGCCUUGAGUGCCAGCUUCUCAACUUGGUUCUUUUCUUUCUCGGCAACAUAGGGAUGUAGGCAACUAGUGCU